Molecule: messenger RNA, 7329 nt
Organism: Drosophila willistoni
Lineage: Eukaryota; Metazoa; Arthropoda; Insecta; Diptera; Drosophilidae
Gene: hob
Product: protein KIAA0100
Exons: 8
Coding region: 144-7130 (2328 amino acids)
Source: RefSeq, a predicted model, not a curated record
UCCAUCCCUUUCAAUAUCGUACUCAUCAUGAUUGUUGAUAAAUUUUAGUUUAUUAUGUAUGAUUGAUUUGGCCUAAAGAAUAUAUUGUAAGACUCUUUCGCUUCAUCAAACUUCAGCAGCAAUAAUCGAGCUAUGGUGCCAAGAUGCUGCUACAGUUAAUGGUAUUUUGUUUAUUACUAUUCCUGUUGAUCUAUUGGAUUUUGCCCACAGGCAUUAGCUGGUAUUUGAUAAAACGUUUUCGGGUCAAAGUGCGCAUUGGUCGCAUCACUUUGCCAUAUUUAUCCUUAAAGAACGUGCACAUUAGUAAGAGUGGAUUUUCUGUGCAAAUCGAAGAAGUAUGCCUACGCAGCAGUUUCUUUACCACAGAGGUAACAAAGCUCCUGUCCAUUUACAUAAGGGACAUCCGCAUCAACAAGGACAUUCACAGCAGCGGUGGUAGUAGUGCCGGCGUUGGCAGCAGUCAUAAUCAGCAUACAGAUGAGGGAGUUGGCAUCGAGGCCGCCGGCUUUAGUUGGCCUCCCAAGGAAGAUGAUAGUACUAGUGGCAAGGGUGUGCCGGACUUUCGGCAGACCAAAGUACCUGCCAGCAUUAUAACCUUUGCCCAGUUUAUGGCUGUGCAUGUAAAUAACAUAUCCGUGGUCCUAAUGAAUAAUGAUUUCGAUCCCGGCUGGUUUAUACAUGCCACAGCCAAAGAGUUGCAUCUGGAUGGCAGCAUUGUGCAAAAUGCCAGAGUUCUCUUGGUAAAUGCUUCAUUGAGCGAGGCUCAAGCUAAAAUGUUAAGGCAUUGUAGUCAAGCAGCAUCAAGGCGACAAUCCCUGGAAAAUAAUCUUCAUAAGAUACGUCCGUGUUUGGGUGAAGUUAGUUUUGAUGUCGCAUUAGAUGCCUCGUUAUUUGCGCAAGGACCUCUAUCAAUGGACACACUGAGCUUGGUCAUUAAUAAUGCCAAAUCCGUUAUACAUGGCGGUCUAUAUGAAUUUCUAAGCGAAGCAAAACAAAGGACAACGACAUCCUCAUCCUCCACCCAACAGCGUCGUCUCCAUGAGGCAUUUGCUUCAUCUCGCAACAGCAAUAGCAAUAGCUACGACAACGAUAACUAUGAAAAGCUAGCUCCAAUUAUACCAAAGAAUUUUAAUUUUAGCAUUAAGGCAGCAACAUUUUCGGCGGUGAAGGAAAAUUCCCAAAAUGAUUUUAGUGCCAAGUUGCAGCUGUUUCAAAUUACUGGUAAAUUCAAUUCUAAAAUGGUGGCCAAAUUGGUUUUCCAGCAUUUGGAUAUUGAUACCAAAUAUGAAAAGUUGCUCUUCGUUGAACAAUUUACUAUUGAUUCUAAGCUUGAAAAAGACAUUUUUAAUUUGUACGUGAAGCUCAAGACAUUCCAAAUCAUUUACAAUCAUAGCGAAAUUUAUGACUUUGUAAAUAAUAAUUUUUUGGCCCGUCAAAGGAGAAGCAGCAGUCAUCAUCAGUCAUUGCAUUUGCACAAACAGAAAUCACUUCCCAAUCACUUAUAUCUUGACCGUGCAGCGGAAACUUGCCUUAAAGCCAAACAACAGCGCGAAGGUGGCAUUUUAGAAUGGAUAAUGCAGCGUAUAGUGGUCAAAGGAUGUGCUGAAUUGUGGAAUGUUUCAUUGUUAAUGAAACUGGAAGACGAGCAUAUAGCUAUGAGUGUUAGUCACACACGAUUUGUUCUCGAACAGAUUGAGGAGAAGCGCAGCUCACUGUAUAAUAAUAAAUUUCUCAAUUUGCUGCUAAAUCAGCGACAAUGGACUAUGGAGCUAAUGGUAGAGACUCUUUGGUCGAAUUUGGGCAAUUCUAUAAAUGAUACAAACAAUCUAAAGAAGACCCAUUCUCCGGGUUCGCCCUUCUUUUUGGGCGUUAGCCUAGUAAAAUUGUGCUCCUAUGCUAAUACCACAAAAUUGGACAUAUCAGUGCAUACAUUUCGUACAGAAUAUAGCAUGCAAUUGGCUGAGUUUAUUGUCAAGUCAAUGGCUUGUCUGAAGCAGUAUGGUGGCUUAGAAGCCAAGAAGACAAAGCCACAACUAAAGAGAUUAUCAGAACAGGAUGCAGAGGAAGAAUUUGGAAAAUCAUUAAGAAUAUCUGUGAAUAUCAAAGAUAUAACAGCGUAUUUUGUGAAUCACUACAAUGUGUAUAUAUUGCUAAGCUUCUCAGAGAUUAACCUGUCUAAAGCUCUUCAUAUAUCUACACUGCAGUUAGAAGACUAUCAAAUGGCCAUCAUGCGAUCCAUGACUGGCUCAUCAUUAUGUCUUACUGAUUUUCAAGAUGUUUUUGCCAAUUGUAAAAUGAUACGAUUACAGCAUGAACAGAUGAAAGAUACGUUGGGCAAGCUUUCAGUGUAUAUACCCGGCAACAUUGAAGUCUCGUGGAACUCAAAUUUACAUAUGCACCUUUAUACAUUAGCCAGAGAUAUGAUUGAUCUAAAAGACGAAUUAGCCUUGCCCAAAUCGAAAGAGUUGAACGAAUCUGCCAAAUCUAGUCCAAACUUAAUAAUAGAAUUGUCAGCGGAACGCAGUUUUAUGGCCGAAUUGAAACUAUCGGAUCGUCAUUCUAUACAAAUCUUUGUAGAAAGUCUCUUCUUUAGUCACAAAGAACGUGAUAUGGUUUAUGCGAAGAACGUUUUAGUCCAUAUUGAUGAUCAGCAUAUAUUUACCGUUAAGGAAUUGGAUAUGCAAUCUCUGCCACGUCUAGAGGUCCUAACCCAUGAAAGACUCAACGUUCCCGGCUUUACAUUACCAUCGAAUAAAGUUUGGGUCACCUCUAUUGGAUCUUUCAAGGCCAUAUUUCCGUACGAUCAUGAUUUUUAUGAUGCCAUUAAUAAUGAGUGUGUCUCACAUUUCAAAUGGCUCAAACUUGUGCACAAUUACAAGAAGAAACCCUUCACCGUUAACUCACCCCUGCCUAGUGAUUUGGUAAUUAAAAUCAAAGAAUUCCUAUUGGAGAUUAGUGACGAUCCGUUUGAGGUGAAAUUGCGGGAUAACUAUGUACUUUUGGUGGACGAGUAUUUAGAAAGUUUAAAACGUAAAAAUUUGUUUGAUAAAAAAAUCGCUGAACUUUGCUCGGAGCGUCUAUUAGUGCCAGCAGGCACCAUUGAGAGUCUCUAUGCGAAUCUUGUAAAAAAGAAUUCCGAGAUUUAUAUACAACGUUCAAAGAAAAUACGCGAAAGUGGUCCAGUAAGGACGCGCCUUUUGGCCUGGAUUAUGACAGAUGUGGAAAUAAUGGCCAUGGCAGAUCCAUCGAUUCACGGCUAUGAGAAUGUCACAAGGAUUAUGCGAGACAUCGAUUCAGAAAGUCCUUGGCCCGAAGAGGGAUUACAAUUUACCACUCUCUGGUGUCGUGGAGUCAAUAUCAGCUGCUCUGAGUGGAAAUUUAUGUUGAGGGAUUUUCCCCAACCCAUGUUCUAUGUAAAGUCAAUGCGCCUCUAUGGCAAUCUCUGUGGCGCAGAACAAAUGGCUUCGAAACGUGCCAAACGUGAUGUUUUUAUUGAGGUGGGUGAACCGUUCGAAACCAAUGUGGUGCAACGGAGCAUGCCCUCGAUAAAGUUCUAUCAUGAUUUCGAUUGUGAACUGGAGAGCUGUAGCUAUGCGUUUGGUCCCUGCUGGGAGCCAGUGAUGGCUCAAUGCAAUUUAAGUUUUGAAAAGAUUUCGGCUCCCUCGAAAGAUCCUUCACCUCCGCUGCCGUUCUGGGAUAAAAUGCGAUUACUGCUGCAUGGACGCUUGACUCUGAUAGCUAAACAAUUUACAGUUCUGUUACAUGCGUCUUUGGAUCCCUAUAAUACAACCGAGGAGAUGGAAUUGACGUGGAAUAAUUGUGGCAUCAUAUGGACAAAUGCCAAAAUAAUGUUCAAGGGAGAACUCAAUGUGACUGUACGAACCGCUUCACGAUACGAUGAUUGCCGUUUGUUGCAUUUUCCAAAUCUUAAGCUUACCUUCAAGCUAAAUUGGGUCUGUUUGGCUAAUCCGAACGAUCAUCAUGCCGUAAUGCCAUGCGCACCGGAUAAAUUACCUGAGUAUUCCAGCAAUCAAGUGCAUGAUUCGUUUCGUGCCUAUCGUUCGCUUAAUCUCAAUAUUUGGAUAUCAUUCGAGACGAAGCCAAAGGCCGGAGAUGAAGUAGAAUUUGAUAUUCCUAGUCUUGUGCUAUAUGGCAGCACGUUACGUUGGUUUGAGAGCCUCAAGCUAAUCCUAUCGGGAGUGACACGUCCCACACGUCGUGGCCCCGUAUUCAACAAUGUGCGACCUCGAAAGAAGCAAUUGAGUCGCCAUUACAAAAAGGCCAAUCUACAAAUGUGUCUUCACAAAUUUCAAGUUUUAUAUUGGAUGUCGCAUGCGCUGCACAAGGGAUUCCAGUUAAAUGGACGUCGGGUGUCUUUCAGUUCGGAAUAUUGCCUAACACUAAAUCCCAUAGAUGAUGGUCUAAUACACCGACCACGAGCGGAUUGGUCAACAGUCUAUAUGAAUUGUGAGCUUAAUGAUGCUGAAAUCUGGUUGAAGAGCAUUGUGACCGAGAAAAUGGAUAGCAGCUCAGAGAAUUUAGCGGCAGCCAGUGCCGAUGCCUUAAGGAUAGUUCGUUUCUAUUUCUUGAGCGUGGCUAAGGUUUCCUACGGUCGCGAGGCUCUGAUGCCCUCAGCAGCGAGCAGUGCCGAAGAGGAUGCCAAAUCAAAAUCGGGCACACCAACCCACAAGCUGGUGGUAUAUGAUCUGAAAGGAGCCUGGACCAAAAGCAAUCGGGACGUUGCAUUUGCUCUGUUCGAUUCAUUCAUGAAAUCACAGAAACUGAAGAAUAAUCUAUCCACAGAGGCAGUAAAGAGUUAUCGCCAAGAGGGAGGCAACUCGGCAGCCGUAAUGAAACACAAACGUAGUGAUAGCACCAUUACCUUAUCGAGCACCAGCAGUGAGGUUUUGCCAAUUGUAAAUGCUAAGAAGGCCCCUGGUCAAAUACAUGCCACAGCCAUGUUACAGCAACUGAUCGCCGAGGCCGAUCAUAAAUUUAAUGUUUAUAGUGAUGAUCAUAGCACCCAGUCAAGGGAACUGCAGCUGCAAGGCUUACAGGCCUGCUCCGCACAAGAUGUGAUACAUGAGAAUUGGUCCAUCAGUUUGGUCAAUUCACAGGUGCUACUGAAGGGCUGUGAAACUUCGGGUUAUGUGAUAAUUAGUGCCGCCAAAGCAGAGAUCUUGCAACGUGUUCAUCGUCCUGUAUGGAGGGAUCGUUCCCUCAUUUCGAAGACCACAUGGAAAGGACUGCUCGAGUGCAUGCAGUACUAUGCUACAGUUAGUGCUGGUGAUGAUUCCCUUCUCGAAAAAGAGAUCAUGUGGCUGACCGUUGAUAAUAUCCAAGAUAAGGAUGAAACAGUGAUCAAUAAUCUACCAGAAGAUAUAUCCCAUUUGGUGGGAAGUGGUAGAAGUGUAGGCGGUGUUGUCUCCGAGACAGUGGGUGCCUUUUUGAGUGACAAUUCCGGGGAAUCGCAACCAGUGCAAUUGCAGAGAAUUGUUUCAAAAUGUAAAUGUGAAUUUUUCUAUGUGAGCUAUGGCGAUGCCAUUGAUCCGAAUAGCAUUAUUGAAGUGCCUCCUCCUCCUUCGGAAGAAUCUUUGUCACCAUGGGAGAAGCAAGAUGAUCCUGUUGACGCCUUUACACUGAUGCAUCACGAUUUGGAUGUGUGCACCAAUUCUCUGCAAUACGCAAUGAUAUUGGAUAUUGUAAACAAUCUGUUGCUCUAUGUGGAACCACAACGCAAACAAGCAGCUGAAAAGCUGGCCAGAAUGCGUUUCCAGCUGCAAUUGCACUCUACGGAAGAUCAAAAGAGACCCAUUCAGCAAAAGCAGACACUAAUACGUAGUCUUCUGAUGAAAAUACGUUCCCUAGAGAAGGACAUUCAUUUAAUUAGCAAAGAGCGCUUCGAAGAAGGUGACACUUUAGAUUUACGUGUAGAUUUUGAACGUGUGCAACAGCAAAUCCGUGAAAGUAAAGAAGAAUUGAAUACCUACAGCGAGGAGUUGGAUAUGAUGUUGCUUUGCUAUAAGGAAACACAACUGUCCCAGCUCAGUAAAAUAUCCAAUGUUCGUUCCGACAAGUCCGUGACCAUGGUCCGAGCCAAUGAGAUUUGUUUCAAACGUGCUCAAUGGCGGCUAACAGAGACUGAUGGUCAGAUUGGUAUUGCCGAUUUGGUGCUAAGUGCUUUUCUCUAUACCAAAAAAUCCAAGAGCGAUGAUUCUGUGGAGCAUUUACUUGAACUAGGUAACAUACGCAUGGAGAAUCUAUUGCCACGUGAGAUAUAUCGUGAUGUCCUAUUGGCCACUGAAAUACAAAAGGACAUGCCUGUGGAUACACACAAACGUGUUCUACGCAUCUUUUGUAGGGAGAAGCCACCAGUUGGUGGUAUCUCAGUUAAGGAACACUUUGAAAUCAAUGUGGCACCGAUUACCAUAGCCAUUACAAAGAAAUUCUACAGUACUAUGCUGAAGUUUUGUUUUCCCGAUCGUGAUGCCUCCGAGACGGAGGCUAGUGAAGAUUUAGACGAGAACUCCUCAACUACCUCAGCAUCAUCGACAAAUUUGCAAUCACUUAAAUCAUCGGCAGGCUCGUCCUCUGUUUCCCUAUCGACUGCAUCAACAUCGUCAUCCUCCAAAAGAUCUGGCAAAAGCAAAAAGAGCAACAAGGAUUCUGAAUUCUAUGUGAAAAUUGAAAAAGACGAUGUCGAAAAGAUGAAGGAGCGUGCCGAAAAAAAUAAACUCUUCAUUUACAUUAAAAUUCCCGAAGUGCCUGUUCGCGUCAGCUAUAAGGGUAACAAGGAGAAAAAUCUAGAGGAUAUUACUGAUUAUUCAUUAGUCAUACCCACUUUGGAGUAUCAUAAUGUGACUUGGACUUGGUUGGACCUAUUGCUGGCCAUGAAAUCGGUCAGCAAGCGGGUGAUUGUCUCGCAGGCCAUUAAACAGAAGUUGCAAAUUCAUCGCCGGCAACCGGUUCUAAGCGCAGGCGAACGGGCCACACCCCAAGAAGAGGAUAAGGCCAAAAUGCUAUUUGGCAAUCGAUUGUUGAAUGAGAACCGACAUCAGCGUAAGGGAGGCGGUGUUUUCAAAUUUCCAUCCAGCGGCGCCGGCGGCAGCGGCAGCAGCAACAGCAAGUGAAACGAUAGAUAAUAUAUAUGGUAUAUAACAGAUAUAUAUAUUGUUCGAGUGUAUAGAUAUAAUUUAUUAUAUUUAUUAAUUACUGUACGUUUCGAAUGAUGUACGAAAAUAUCGCUGGCUCUGAAAUGUUGGUAUAUAUUUAAUCAUUUAACGAGAGUGUCAAGUAACAAUUUACAAAUAAAGAUCACACAUACACAGA